Coccinella septempunctata (seven-spotted ladybird) is the source of this 1032-nucleotide messenger RNA. Its product is annotated as RNA pseudouridylate synthase domain-containing protein 1-like. The transcript is spliced from 5 exons. NCBI's taxonomy places the organism in Eukaryota, Metazoa, Arthropoda, Insecta, Coleoptera, Coccinellidae. Gene Ontology annotation, molecular function: pseudouridine synthase activity; RNA binding. The record is from RefSeq and is a predicted model, not a curated record. The coding region runs from base 223 to 1032 and encodes 269 amino acids. Gene Ontology annotation, biological process: pseudouridine synthesis.
CUACAUGUGGUGGUUAGGUAUUAGUUUCGAAUUUUGAAUUUUGUUCCAUUUCUAAAGAUUGGUUCUCUAAUCUUUGCUAAGCAAUGAAUCCACUAACAAACAAAUAAUAAUCUUUAGGUAUAUGUGAAAUAACUUAUCAUACAUAGCAUGGUUGUAAAUUUCAGUAUGCUCUAUUUCAACCAACAUUUUACUUGAUAUUCCAUUAGAAACAUAUCCUUCGACAUGAUAGGAAGUAUAACAUACAUAUUUUGGUUGAUGAAAACGUGGUGGAGUCCUAGUAGGCAAUCUAGAAUUUUGAAAGUGACUGAAAAUUUUAUUGCUGUGGACAAAGCCUAUGAUUUGAAAAUAAAUAGCAACCAAGAUAAUGAGUUCACACUCCAGACUUUUCUCAGGACUAAAUGCCCCCACUUGGCUAAUACAGCAUUACGUCAUCAGUUUUAUUUCGUACAUCGUUUGGAUUUCUCUACAAGUGGUGUACUUUGUAUCCCGUUGAAUAAGCGUGCAUGUCAAGAGGUAGCUCAUGCAUUCCAUAAAAAACUGACCAAAAAGUAUUAUUUAGCCCUUGUAAGAGGGUGGUUUUCUGUAGAUAUAAUAGAUGUGAAUACACCUAUAGGCGAGGACACCAGGUACUCUGAAAUUCAAAAGAUGUGCUGUGAUGAAAACUUCUUCAUAAAACCAAAACAAUCGAGAUCUGUAAUUGUUGUCUUAGAAAAAGGUAUUUUCAAAAAUUACCCUGCAACAAAAAUUUUAAUAUUACCAGUAACUGGUAGAAGGCACCAGAUAAGGGCUCACUGUACACAUUUAGGACAUACGAUAGUUGGUGAUUUCACCUACAGCAACAAAAAGGAUGUGGAGCCCAAAAGAAUGUACCUUCAUUCGUUGAGAUUGGUGAUUCCUAAUGUUAUAGAAAAAUUUGAUGUCCAGACUGAAGACCCGUUUUUAUCUGAUAGAGGUUGGUCCCCUCUCAAUGUAAUCAAUGAAUUGAACUGUGAUAUAUUUGAAAAAUUCAAAAUGACUGAGUUCCUACCUUAA